Molecule: messenger RNA, 4730 nt
Organism: Schistosoma rodhaini
Lineage: Eukaryota; Metazoa; Platyhelminthes; Trematoda; Strigeidida; Schistosomatidae
Source: the annotation of a GenBank genome assembly
AAACGUUACAAGAUGACAAUCAGAAUUCUCAGCACAAAGUUUCUCAAUAAGUUUCCUUUCCCUAUUGCUUGAUUCGCUCCUGACGAUAAAUAUUGAGUGAUCGCCAGUUUUAUGUUUGCCGUUCAGUACUCGACAUCUGAAUAAUCAAUGUUCAUUCAUUUCAACGCAUAUCGCUAGCCUCCACAAUGUCUGGUUUAUCCACUAUUCUAAAUUAAUCUUGUUAUUUUAACCGAUCAGAUUUUAAUAAUGCACUGUAUGUAAACAAAUAUUUAUUGCUUGUCCAACAAAACUAUUUAUAAUUAUGGAAGAGUUUAUAGAGCACGUACAAUUUUCAUGGUUUAAGUCAUGAACUGUUAUUAACUUAACCACCUUUAUGAAUCUAGGAGCAUUGGAGACUCAUUUCGUCCUAUUAUGGAACUACUCAACAAUGUGGACCUACAUGACUCCGUCAUAGGGAAUCGAAUCCACUAACUUCAUUCUUGCACACGAACGUUUAACCGCUGAAAUACCGAAACAACAUCCAAUAGUAUACGAAUCUAACUUUAAUCGAUUCGCCAUAUACUACAAAAAAUGAUGAUGCCAUUCAAGUAUUUAGCAGUGGGAUCCAGAACAUUCAUUUUAUCUUAUUUGGGACUUGUUAGCUGGAGGUACCUGUAUCUCUGGUGUUGGUCUUCAUUUUGGAACUUGAACCCAAAAUGUUCAUAUCGUGAGAAUUCGUAGAAAAUCAAUAUAUAACAAUGAAGACUAACCUAAAGUCAUUUCAAAGUAUCAUCAUACCUGUUGAACAAGUUGAUAAGUAUGUAACGAGUGAACAUUUAAAGUUAAAGGUCUUGGCUUAAAUCCUAAUGAUAUGAACAUUAUCACUGGAAUGCAAGUGCACUCAGCUGACAAGGUAUGUGUCUCGGAUUGCAUUGAUUGCUACAACUUAUUAUAUAAAGUGUGACAAAUUAACCAUCUACAUAAAAAACUGAUCAGAAUUUAUUCCCUAAUAUUAACACAUUUAAGUAACUCAAAUCUUUAACCAUUCAAGUGUUCAUUGAUUACCGCUUGCAACACGCUGAUGUUAAAACAUUGCCAAAUCUGUCGAAAGGUCUAACCAAAUGAUUCAGAUGAUCUUGGAAUCGACGUUCACAAACAACGAUUCAUCUUAGAAAAAAACGGUUUAUUUAUAAUGAGAUGUACGUAAUUUAAUUACAAACGUCGAUUCUUAAGGUAUAUUUGGCGAAAAGAAAGUGAACUCCGUUAAUAAUAACUUAAAGAAUAAUUUAAAUAUACAAUAACGUUCAUGACGGUCGGUAACUGUGUGUAAAGUCAAUCAAUUACUAUCAGCAAUUAAAACAAGGAGUAAGAGCACACAAGCAUGGGAGCUGUUGCGUUUAGACAAACAUUCAAAGAAAUCUAUAAAUACUAGAAAUAACUGUUACUAUGGUUUAGGGAAUGUAAUUACAAUGAUAAGAACGGUAGAUACUAGUAAUUUAUGUAAAUAAUUGAAGAUAUUACACAACAAAUAAACGUACUAGAAAUGAACCAACUACUGAAUAAUAAGUAGUAUGAAACAAUAAACAAGUAGUGAAUUGAGCGGGUACCUAUCCAACAUUUUUUCUAUACUUAUUUCUUUUUUGACUUGUAUGUGCAGUUGGAUGAUAACAGUCAGAAUAUUGUCAAUUCAUUAGUUGAAUUGGACAGAACACGUAGAAAUGCUCAAUCAGCAGCUGACGCGCUUCGUGAAACAGAUCGAUGGAUUAAUUUAAUGCAAUGUAUUGAUGAGUUGUUUGAAGUUGGUGAUAUUGAUCAGCUUUGCUCGAAUAUUGAGGGUAUGAAUCAAUGUUUAGGAUCUUUUAUUCAUUUAAAUGAUUAUGAUGAACGUGUUAAACAAGUUGAUAAAUAUAAAAAUAAUUUAGAAAGUUUAAUAGCUCCAAAAUUAAUUCAAUCAUUUGAUGAUUUAAGUUUAUUCAUGAUGUCAAUGAAUACAUUAAUGUUACCUAAUGACAAUUAUAAUGAUACUAAUGUUGAUACCAUUAAUGAUGGUAAUGAUAAUGGUGAUCAAUUAAAAUUAACUUUACAUUUAAUUAAUUUAUUAUGUCGUAUUGGACGUGAAAAUGCAGCUAGAAAAUAUUAUACUAAUUGGUUAAAAGAACAAGUGAUUGGCUUUUGGGAUCGUAGUACUUGUCAAACAGUAGGAACCACUACAGCUGGUAAAUCGGACUCUUUGGCAGUGAUGGUGGAGGUAUUACCUGUCAUUAUACAAAAAUUAUCCUCGUAUCAAUCGAAAAUAUUUUCAAAUAAAGAACGACAAAAAUUGAAUUGUUUGCCAAUAUUCCCUGACACUGAGUUGAAUUCUGAUCAGUCGAUAAAUUCACAAAUGGUCAAUAAUAUUAUAUGUUUCUAUGCUUUAUUGAUAUGCUUUUUUAAAGGACAGUUAAAUGCAGGACUAAUUUUCCAUUACCAAAUAGAUCAACCUAAUUGUAAUCAUCAUCAUCAUCUUCACAAGGAACAACAUCAACAAAAGUCCGAAUAUCUUUUUCCUAUUGAAUUACUUAUGGAUUUUACUGAUUCAUUAAAAUCAUUUCAACCAUUUCAAACAUUUACUAAUUCUAUAUUGAAUUAUCAAUUAAUUGGAUGUUUAUUUCGUGUAACUGUUGGAUGUUUACAGUACUUUGAGGAAUUACUAAUUCCUUUUUAUUCAGAAAUGACAAAAAGGACAGUUUGUUCCAAAGAUAUAACAACCUUAUUAAAGAUAAAUAACAAUAAUGUUGAUUAUCAUCAUGAGAAUGUUGAUAAAUUUAAAUCAGCUUUUAUCGAAUUAAUUCAAGUAUUUAUUCAUCCAUUUGUAAAUCUGCCUGAAUUAUUCAGUAAUUAUAUAAGUAAACAAUUUGAUUAUAAACGAAAUGAAUUAAAUAUUACAGUGGGUAAUAAUAAUCCAUCAGACGUUCUGGAGAAAUUGAACAAAGAUGUUGUAAUAUCAUCAAUUUCACUAUUUUAUGAUACCAUUCAUUUGUGUUUUGAAGAAACCGGUGCAAUAGGGAUUCCUUUUAUUUUGGAUAUAGUUCAAAGUUAUUGGGAUUCAUUAAUUGCUAAUUGGAUAAUAUGGAAUACAUGGAUUGAAAAACAAUUAAUAAAAACUGAUAUGGAAUUAAAUUAUCAUCAAGCCUAUGGUUUUAUGUGGAUAUUAAAAUUUGCUCAUUUAACAGGAAAAUUAACUUCACAAUCUGACGUUUUCGUGGAAUAUGUCAUGUCUAAAUGUUCUAAUUGGUUAUCGUUUGUCCUUAAUUCGGCUGAUAAUGUAUUAACUAAAGACAGAACAAACAUCAACUUCAUCACUAAUGAUAAUCAAAUAAAUAUGAAUGAAGAUGACAAUCUCUAUAUGCCAACUAUAUCUAGUUGUGUUUUAUAUCAGUUAACUUUAAAACAAUCUACCGACUGUCAACAAGCAAUUCAUUCCCUUGCUCAUCCAUCUAAUCUAUCAACUUCUAUUAAUUCAUCAGUUGAUUUAUUAAAUAAAUCAAAAUCAAUCAUAAUUAAAUCACAUUCUAAUUUAAAUGGAAUGCAUAGAUCUAGUUCAAUGCUUUGUCGUUCCACAAUUGGUGUAGUACGUGAAAUUGCAUUGAAACCAAUACGUUAUUAUUUAAAAUCUGUACCAGAUUUAAAUAUUUGGUUUAUUCAUCCAAAUAAUGGUGAAGAAUGUUUACCGGAUUUGGCUUAUUUACCACAAGAUUAUAUUACAAAAAUUGGUCAAUAUUUAUUCAUGCUACCAGCACAAUUAGAACCGUAUUUAUCAUCAAUAAACGAGUUGAAUAUUGAUGCUCAAUUGAAUGAUCAAAUAAUUAUUCCAUCAUUGACAUCUCCUGGUGAUGGUUUAACUCACUGUUUUCAGUUAGGUGAUUCCGAUGUUAUUUACUCGAUGAUUUCGCAUAAAAUUAAUGACCAUUCUAAACAACAGCAACAUCAACCAGAAGAAGAAGGUAAAGAACAGACUAGUUCAACGCAAGCGAAAACAACAAACAUGUCAACAUCAUCUACUAGAAAACGUCAGCUGAGCAGCAAUUUUAAUCAACUCAAACAAAUGAUAAUGACUGAUGAUAAUAUGAGCUCAACGGAAAUUUCUUCAGUUUAUUGUUGGUUAGAAAAUUUAAUAUCUGUGAAUGUAUGUGAUUUGAUUGUGAAUGCAAUCUUACAAAUUGGAAUGAAUAAAUCUGUAGUUAACUCGUCAGUGACUUCAGCGACAGAGUCAAUGUCAAAAACAUCCAAAGCAUUGAAAUCUAAAAGUGAUUCUUUGAAAGGAAACACCUUAGCUCGUGACGUCAAUAAAGUUGAUGACGAUGAUGAUGAUGAUGACGAUAGUGUUGAAGAUCAGUUAUUACUUACUAAACAUGGUUUAAAACAACUGGAUGUUGAUCUUGGUUAUCUGUUUAGUAUGCUCCAUGAUUUAGGCGUCAGUGUUCCAAGUAAUCUGCAGACAUUACGUGAUUUAAUCAAUUGUGACGCAGAUCAAUUUCCUAAAUUAUGUGCCGAUCGUCCACCGAAAAUUGUGAAUGCUGUAGCUAAUUUUCGUGGUUUUUAAAUAUUACUUUGUUUUAAUAAAUGUAGAUUUUUUUACUUACAAAACGAAGACAUAUCAUUUUCGUUCUUUUUUCAAUUUGGUGAACUUUCCAUGUUGAAUUUUACUUGUAUUCUUUAUUUAUCCUUGUACUACCAGUUUCUUUGAAUAAAUAAUUCUUCCUUUACAGUGU